AUGUACGUUGGUGCGUGGCAGGAGUACAAACUCAUGAAGGUCAUCGAGGACCUUCGUGAGGAGAAUGAGCGUCUACGGCGUGACGCCGCCGGCUCCCCAGAUGGGCUCACCUCGGCGGCCUCACGCUGGGGUGUCGGCGGCGGCCAAGGAAGUAGCCAUCACUUCCCUGCUAGCAUGGGGGAUGUGCGGGCGGGCGGGGCUGCAUCGGUUGACUCCGCCACUUUGACGCACGUGGAGCCCACGGCCUCUGCACCGCGGUCUGGGCCUCGCCGGGGUCCCCGGAACCCAAAGCCGAAGACGCUGCGCCUCAUGACGACGGUGCGUGACGUCGGCGUGUUUGUUGAGGAGGAGGCCGGCGCCGGGGUGGCGCCCCUGAGUAGCUCCGCCAGCGUGGCGUCCAGAAGUUGCAGUGAGGGGACGGAGAAUAAAAAAACUCGCUCGCUCUCAAGCAGGGACUUCCGCGAGCUGAUGGGGCACAGGCAGCUGUACACGAAGGAUCUCACGGGCUCUCUGGAAGCCAACUCCGCCGCCGUUGUGCAUGCGGAAAUAGGCACUGGCAGAAUACUUGGGGCCUCUCACCAGCGUGCCCCACCCCCGGCAGCCACGGAUGCUGCCGCCGGCUUGUUGCCGUCCCUCAUAGGUUCGUCGCAAGUCCGGGAAAAUCCCCUUUUAAGGGAAUUGCUGCGAGGAGCCCCGUUAGACACCAAGACAAAGUACCAACAGGCGGGCCAGCCAUUGCCGGAGCGAAAGGCACCAAAGAACUCAAAAAAAGGUCCUGGACUUAGCGAGGAAGAGGUGCAGCGGCGCGUCGAGCGACGACUUCGCCUGCAGAUGUUGUACACUGGAAAUCUGUCCGGCGCCGAACAUGUUUUUCCCGACACUGGCGAGCCUUUAAAGGGGCAUCAGGGUCCUCGGGCAUUACCGCCAGUUGAGUCAGAAGAGCAAGCACAACAGCCAACCGGCUUUACGUCUGGCACCGGGCAAGCCUUCCCAAGUGUGCCGUGGGACUGUCCCGCUUCUAAGCUUCCCCUCAACACCUCUGCAGAAGAUGGCGUGACGCCGCUUCUGACUUCUACGGCGCUUUCCGCAGCCAUGGAAGAGAAGCGGGGUAGGUUGCAGCGGGUUUCCUCACCGUCUGCGUAUCGCAACCGUUUGAGGCAUCCUUACGAUGUGGGGGCUCCGUUGGCACCGCCGUCUUUAGUUGCCACCCUCUCUUGCGGAGAUGUGGCGUCCCUGCGGUGUCCCUCAUGGAGUGGCGAAACUGCAGAGGGGGGCGAUAGACAUGACAACAGUCAUCUUGGUGGGAAUGCAUUUAGCAACGCCUACGACGCUGGCCCGCGCUCUGAUGUCAAGAGUGUCUCUAGCGCGCAUAAUGAAUUAAACAUGCCGUGGGCUUCAGUUGGAGAGACAAUUGCCAACGAUGAGUAUCUUGUUUCCGCGGGCCGUUCAGGCGCCCUUCCGGCUUCGAAGGUGCAUGCUGGGGCGAACUUAACGGCAGAUCCAAUGGAUGAUGACACAAUAGGCAUGCUGAUUAACUGGGCUGAGCAGUUGGAUCCCGACAGCAUUGUCUGA
Trypanosoma conorhini is the source of this 1572-nucleotide messenger RNA. RefSeq lists its product as uncharacterized. The record is from RefSeq and is a predicted model, not a curated record. NCBI's taxonomy places the organism in Eukaryota, Euglenozoa, Kinetoplastea, Trypanosomatida, Trypanosomatidae. The transcript has a single exon. Bases 1 to 1572 code for a protein of 523 amino acids.